UUUUUAACGAAAAGGUACUAAAGAGGUCUUGAGGGGUUUUGCGUUGCAGUUCUGUUGUUGCAAUUCAGAAUCAUAUGCUUCAUGUAAAUAACAACAAGAAAAGCCCCAUGAAUCUUUCGACCUUUUUCUUCCCACAGGUGUAACAUCUGCAAGGCUCAAGAGAUGGACAUGUUAUUUGAUGCUUAUCUCACUCACGAGUCCCUUCAGUGUGAACCAGAUGACAUUCCUUGCACCUCUGACCCUGUCUGGAUCCUGGGAGAGAAAUACGAUGCCAACAAAGAACUGGCCGCCAUAAGAAAAGAUAUAACGUCCCGACUGUGGUUCACGUACCGAAAAGGCUUCGUGCCCAUCGGCGAUUCAGGAAUAACAACAGACAGAGGCUGGGGUUGCAUGCUUCGUUGCGGACAAAUGGUCUUGGGACAAGCACUCCUUUUUUUACACUUGGGACGGGAUUGGCGAUGGGACCACGAGCAAAGGAACCCAGCCUACGUCUCAAUCCUGAGCAUGUUCGAAGACAACAAAUCGGCCAACUACUCAAUACACCAAAUUGCCCUCAUGGGAGCUUCUUCCGAGGGCAAAGAUGUGGGCCAGUGGUUCGGCCCCAACACUGUCGCUCAAGUUAUUAAAAAACUGUCGCCAUAUGAUCAUUGGAGCUCACUUGAAGUGCACAUUGCUUUGGACAAUACCCUGGUGAUUGGGGAAUUGAAGCGGCAAUGCCGGAAACAAAAUAAAUGGAGCCCGCUUUUGCUUUUCCUGCCACUUCGCCUAGGCCUAAGUGAGAUCAAUCCUAUUUAUGCUGAGAGCAUAAAAAAAUGCUUUUCCUUCCAACAAUCGCUGGGCAUAAUUGGCGGAAAACCAAACCAUGCGAUGUACUUCAUUGGAUGCGUAGGAAAUGACCUAAUUUGCUUAGACCCACACAAAACCCAGCAAGCUGUGAGAGUAAAUAAGGACUGUAGCAAAGAAGACGACAUGUCUUUCCACUGCCAAUAUGCAACAAGGUCACCAAUCAUGGAGCUGGAUCCUUCGAUGGCAGUCUGUUUCUAUUGCGCGAACGAGAGUGAUUUGGACAAGUUAUGUCAGUUGUUGCACGAGAAUUUGGUGGUUAACGAGAAGCAGCCAUUAUUUGUGAUUUGUACCGAGAGACCUGCGGAAGUCCAACUUAAGACCCUCGACGAUCCAAUGAAGUCUCCGACUGUGUCUGGUACCGAUGAUGAGUCUGACGAUGAAUUUGAGAUGCUGGGCUGAGGACUUUUAAUUUAUAUUUCUAUCUAAAUUUUUAUUUCUACUGAUAAUAUUGAAUAAAUUAUUUUUUACGUAAUACUCAA
Messenger RNA from Neocloeon triangulifer, 1325 nucleotides. It is a transcript of the gene Atg4a, whose product is annotated as cysteine protease ATG4B. Gene Ontology annotation, molecular function: protein-phosphatidylethanolamide deconjugating activity. The coding region runs from base 163 to 1245 and encodes 360 amino acids. The record is from RefSeq and is a predicted model, not a curated record. Lineage: Eukaryota; Metazoa; Arthropoda; Insecta; Ephemeroptera; Baetidae. The transcript is spliced from 10 exons.